AAGCGGGACGUCUGGUCACCUUACGCAUAAUAUGAGUAGCCUUCCAAGAACCAUGAAUGAUGAAACCCAAUUGUUAUUUUUGCUUUCAGAAAAAUGUGAUACUUCUCUACGUAUUCAUAAUGGUCAUUUUGCUAGUACUUAUCAGGACAUGUACAUAGAAGGUAACGACAUUACAUUUGUUUGUGAUCAGGGAUAUUCUCCUGCAAACCAGCAGUCAACAUCCACUUGCACAAAAAAUGGCUGGUCACCUGCUCCAAGUUGUAUCCUGACAGAAAGGGGCUGUGACUAUAUCCGUAUAGAAAAUGGAAGAAUGGCCAAACCAUAUGAACUGUACAGACCAUUUCCAAUAUCGGAGGGACAAUCAAUUUAUUUUUCUUGUAAUCAUGGUUUUCUGCCUACAAACAAGGAAAUGUGGCAAGCAGCAACAUGCAUCAAAUCCCACUAUGUCCCAGAACUAAAAUGUUUCAAAAAAUGUGAUACUUCUCUACGUAUUCAUAAUGGUCAUUUUGCUAGUACUUAUCAGGACAUGUACAUAGAAGGUAACGACAUUACAUUUGUUUGUGAUCAGGGAUAUUCUCCUGCAAACCAGCAGUCAACAUCCACUUGCACAAAAAAUGGCUGGUCACCUGCUCCAAGUUGUAUCCUGACAGCAAACCAACAAGCAAAAAGGAGGAAGGGAUGAUAGUAGCUUGGAGAAAUCAUAUGAAAUAGCCAAACUGCUGAACUGAAUGUUAGUCGUUGGGAAAUUACCUGAAGAGCUAUGAAGGGCUGGCUGCUCCUCGUUGUUGUUUUUCUUCUCUGGCCAGGCUGCUCUUCUCAAAAUGAUAAGUUAAGAAAAGAAAUCAAGAGGAAAACAGUUUCUGCUGCAUUCAUUAAAGGCCCAAUUAUUUUUAGCAAAAGCAAAUAGUUCAAUUGUUCAUUUGAGGCUUUCUAGAAAUUUGUAAUGCCCAAAUUCUUUAAGAAUAUCGUUUAGCAUUCCAAUCCCUUUUUUCAAAUACAACAUUUUUCAGUAAUUGAUUUGUGAAUAGCAAAAUAUUUUGUGUCGGUAUUAUAAAUUCAAACCCAUCUGGAGGAGUUUUUUUCAGUUAAUAAAGAACUUGAUGCGAUAAUAACCAAGUGAUUAUCAUGUCUAACAUAAGGCUUCCUAAAUCAGAGUGACUGAAAUUAUAGAGAUGUAUUUCAGUUGGGUUUAUAUCAGGAUAAAUGCAAAGAAAUUAGUGGAUGUCUAAAUUGGUGAUUAUAUCUUUCACAAAAAGACAAGGAGGAUAAUAUUCACUUCACAAGACACUGAAGCUGAGACUAUAUUUUCAGAUAGUCAUACUAAUCAGACUUUUGAGUCAAUCAUAUAUUUAUCACUGUUUUUUGAUGGUUGCAAAAAUCAUUCAUGAAGGAAAAGGAAGAAAAGAACUGGCCUCAAUCAACAGAGAGUAUAGAAGGUAUUCUAUACUUUGCAGUAAUUAUAAAAUUAACUGAUAAUUGUUACAAUAAAUAGCUAAUACUAACUCAUUUCAGGCUCUUACUUUCAAAUUUGAUAGCUGAAGGGUUAGAGAUAGUUAUUCUACAAUUAUUUUCUUCUCCUGUUUCUUCCCAGCAUGGCUGAUUUGAAAUUUAUAUUUGAAUAAUACUUUUGUGUGUUUGUAUGUGUCUGUAUAUUAUUCCACUAUUGUAUUCUCUUAGAACUCUUCUGCCUUUUACACAAGGAACAUUGUCUUGCUUAAAAGACGUUGUGGAUCUUAGGUGCUUUAGUUCAUGACUGUAACAGCUGAGAGACAAAAGGAAAAUGAGGGGAAAAGAAAGAGAAAAAUCUAUUUACUCAGAUCUCUAAUUAUUUUACUCUAUUGCAACAUAGAAUUUUCCACAUAAACUUUAAUCUCUUUAUCAAAGGAAUUCUUUACUGUAAAAUUUUUUAUAUGUCAUCUGAUCUUUCUCAGCUCCUUGUACAACAAGUGAAGAAGAUAUGAGACAACACAAUAUAAGGCUCAGGUGGAUGCAAAAGCUUUCAAUAUAUAGAGAGGAGGGAAAUCUUGUUGAAUUUCAAUGUAUCAGAGGCUAUCAACCACAUCCAAGUUCCAGCUCAUUUAGAGUUCAAUGCAUGGAAGGGAAACUUCACUAUCCAGAUUGCAUUCCUAUAUGCAUAUUUUCAUAAAAAUACUUUAAUUUGCCAAUAUUAACAUUUCUUUCCUCUGUCUAUAUCUACAGUAUAGCUAUAUUCCUAUAUAUCUAGGCAUUGACAAAAGCACUUUAAAUAUUUAAAAGGCCAAAACUCUGGCAACUAAAGUUGUGGUUGUAAUGGAUUCUAAAGUAACUUGGUCUUCUGCAGUUCUUCUAAAUCAAAACACUUGUUAAGAUCCUUGUGAUCUAAAUAAAGUUCCUUCCAUUCAGAGCAAUGGGAGAGAAGUUCUAUGGGGACGGGGGUAAUACUUAAAAACAAAGAGGAAUGGGACAGGGGGAAAAAAAUCUGCCAGCAUUUCAUCUCUUCUGGUCUGUUGCUAAAUCCUAACAGAUUCCAAGAUCAGGAAAUUCCUCUGUCCUGGGGCUGAAAUGAGUAGAAACCAGUGGUGGGUUUCAAAAUUUUUUACUACUGGUUCUGUGGGUGUGGCUUGGUGGGCGUGGCAUGGCUUGGUGGCUGUGGCUUGGCGGGCAUGGCAGAGGAAGGAUACUGUAAAAUCUCCAUUCCCUCCCCAAUCCAGGGAAGGUUACUGCAAAAUCCCCAUUUUCUCCCAAUUAGCUGGGACUCAGGAGGCAGAGAAUAGAUGGGGGCCACCAGUCAGAGGUGGUAUUUACCGGUAUUCCAAACUACUCCAAAUUUCUGCUACUGGUUCUCCAGAACUGGUCAGAACCUGCUGAAACCCACCUCUGAUGGAAACUCUACUUUAAACUAAGUGAGCUAUUUUCACUGAUUUCAUUGCCUUUGAAUGAAUGUUUCCAAAUGAACGCCCAUACAUUUUACUUUAUUUAUUUCAUUUCCACUGAUAUUGAAAUAUUCUCCUUCCCUUUGAACUUGCAUAUGCAAUUUACUCAUGUGUCUACAUACAUAUUUGUACAGAUAGUCCUUGUCUUAUGACCACAAGUGAGCCCAAAAUUUUUGUUUCUAAGUGAAACAUUUGUUAAGUCAACUUUGCCCCAUAUUACAACCUUUUGUGCCACAGUUGUUAAGGGAAUCACUGCAGUUGUUAAGUUAGUGACAAGUAAAUCUGGCAUCCCCAUUGACUUUACUUGUCAGAAGGUCACAAAAGGUGAUCACAUGAUCCCAGGACCCUGCAACCAUCAUAAAUAUGAUACAAUUGCCUGCAUUCAAAUUUUGAUCAUGUGACUAUAGGGAUGCUGCAACGGUCAUAAGUGUGAAAAAUAGUCAUGUCAUUUUUUUUGUAACUUUGAGCAGUCACUAAAUGAAUCUUUGUAAGUCAAAGACUACCUGUAAAUAUCUGUCAAAAGACCCAAGACUAGAUUUAAAAAAAAAUUAAAUGAAUUAGUAAGCACUGUAAAACAUUCAUUACAUGUACAAUAAGGUAUCCCAUAUUUCCAACCUUAGAAUAAAUGAAAAAAUAGGUUGAACACGAAGACCCUCUGAAAUGAAUUGGAUGAGAUAGAUUAUCAAUCAUUAAAUGAAAUGUUAUUGACUUCAAGAGACUACCAGACCCGACCUAAAGAUUACUUGCUUUCUCUUGGAAACUUAGGGUGCACACUGAUUGCAUUUGUUGUACUGAGGACAAUAGAAUCAAUGAAAAUAACCCACUGAAGUGAAAUAACAGUUUCCACUCAUUUCAGCCUUAGGACAGAGGGAUCUUCUGGUCUUCAGUUUUGGAAUCAUAGUACUUCUCUCCCAUUGCUCUGAAUGGAAGGAAUUUCAUUUGGAUCACAGGAAUAUUAUUGUACAACGGGGAUUACGUUUGAAAUUGCAAUGAAUACAAAUGGUAUUAGUGAAAUACAAAUUUUUGUUGUGAUUUACAUAUAAAUAUCAAACAUUUCUGUAGUGAACAUUUUACAGGUAGUCUUUGACUUACAACAGUCCAUUUAGAGACCGUUCAAAGUUACAACAGCACUGAAGAAAGUGGCCAUUUUUCACAGUUAUGACCUUUGCAGCAUCCCCAUGAUCACAUGAUCAACAUUCAGAUACUUGGCAACUGACUCAUAUUUAUGACGGUUGCUGUAUUCCAAGGUAAUGUGAUCACCUUUUGUGACCUUCUAACCAGCAAUAGGAAAGCCUGAUUCACUUAACAAUCAGGCUAUUAAUUUAAUAACUUUUGAGUCCCUUGAGUAAUUUCUUUGGUGUAAAAAUGUAGAUACUGAAUUUUCUUUCCCAUGUAGUUUGAUAUCUUAAAAUUAUUACAUUCUGCUGCAGAUCAGAUAAAUCAGUUUAAAAAAGAAUUACAUAAAAUAUACAGAUGCAAAUUUAUUUCUUUACUGUUCACUUUUUG
This is a messenger RNA of Pantherophis guttatus, 4418 nucleotides long. The record is from RefSeq and is a predicted model, not a curated record. Lineage: Eukaryota; Metazoa; Chordata; Lepidosauria; Squamata; Colubridae.